AUGGGCCGUAAACCUAACCAACUUAUCCUGGAGUUCUUUCACCGGGGCCCCAAGCUCGAAGACGCGAGCAAUCGAUACCAACACACGUGCAAGGCUUGUGGUGAAGUAUUCCCCAAGGGUCGCAUCGAUAGCCUGACCAAUCACCUGGUGAAGAAGUGCCAGGCCAUCCCCCUCCGUGACCGUCAACGCGUCUUGUUGCGACUCCACGAUUUUCCCGACUUGACCGAUGCCGAGUCGAACAAAGAUUCCCCCAAUGGAAAGGGAAAGGCGGGAGAGGGUGGCUUCCCCAAUCGACAGAACUUUGACGGCCUCAACGUGUUAGCUGAGGCGUCGCGACAGGUUGGCGCUUCUGACGUGACCAAGCGACCUGGAUACACUCAGUCUGUGACUGCUGGCGGCAAGACCGUGAUUGUUGACCCCGCGCUGGAAGCCGAAGGGUUCCAAGGACAAGCGCAAGGAUCCGACACUCAGAUUGAGGGCGCGGCCCAUGCCGAAGGAACUCCCCAAUCGUCCAAUGCUCCUAGCAUUCCUGCUCUUCCAAGCCACACUCCCAAUGAGCACCACGGAUCCAUUUCUCCCCCUCUUGGCGAUACCUCCAUGUCUCCCGAAUCCACUUCCAAUGCACGCCAGUCUCAAUUGUCGAUGAUUGCAGCAUCUGCGAAUGAGAUGGUCCCCCAGGGCUUGUCAAUGGACGGUGAUAGUAUGGGACCGGAUGGCAUCAAACUCGGCCAGUGGAACCCGAACCAACUGUCUACCCACGAGCAGCUUCUCUUUGACAGUUUGGCAGAGCAUGAUCCUUCUUUGACCGCGGCCACCCAGCGCGCCGCCUCAUACCCCCGUCCUAUUGCGAUGAACCCGAACACUCAAGCCAAAGGUUUUGUCAAUGAAUUCGGCAACUCCACCAAGCCCAUGAAGCCUAAGGUUCGGGGUCGCUUCACCGCAGAACGACGACGUGAAGUUCAAGAUGUCCGCAAGAAGGGUGCCUGCCUUCGUUGCCGUAUGCUCAAGAAACCUUGCUCCGGCGAUACCCCUUGCACCACGUGCGCUAGCGUGGAAAGCGCCCGCCUGUGGAAACACCCGUGCCUGCGCACCCGCCUUUCGGACGAGUUUGAGCUUUACAAUGCUAAUCUUAAUUCCACCCUCGCCUACCAUGACACCAACAGUAUUAAGAACCAGGUCAAGUUUGAGCACUACUCCGGCCGCAUCGAAGUGACCCAUUUCGAGGAGAGUAAUUCCUUCAUGACCUUCAGUGGACUUCAGGGUCAUCGUCCAUCGGUGUCUGCCCUGGAUCCACAACUGCAAGCCUUGGGUGACGAUCAAUUCUCUGGCUCGUUGCAGGAAGUUUAUCUGCUGGAUGCCGAUGCCGAUGACAUCCCUAGCAAGCUCGAGAUGUACAUCAAGAAGAACGCUUCCUAUUUCUAUGAGCGAGAGACUUCGCCAUUCAUGAAGCCUACCUUGUUGCUUGCUGCCGAACUCAACCAAACCAAGAAGGACAUCCUCUUGGAGCGUGUUCUGGAGCUUUGGGUCGCCACUCAUAUCCUCGUCGACACUGAACUCACCUGGAAGACCUACUACAACCCCACCCUGCCUCCCAACACCCUGCACUCCCUUUCCCAGCCUUCCGAUGAGGGUCGUUUGCCCAUCGAAGAGGUGUCUGACCCAGAGUCGUAUGGACUUCUGUGCAGCCAGCUCCGCGCUGCCAUGGAAAAGCGGGCUUCGCAGCUGAGCAAGUUCGUCAUCAAUGACUUGGAGCGUCGACUUCUCCAGCGCCAGAAGUGUGGCUGGUUUGAUACUUUCAUCGUCGCUAUCAUUCUUCUCAACUGCGUCGAGCGUACUUGCUGGCUCUUCCGCUCUUGGGACAACGAGAACUUCGCCCAGCGUUGGCCUCUUGACAAGCGCCCACCCUACUACUUCAGCCAGUCCGAGCAUUUUUCCAACAUCCUGGAGAUGCUUCUGCGCAUGCGCCACAUCCCACCCAAGGCCACCUUCCGUCCCGACAAUGGGAUCUUGAAGGCAAUUGAUGGCAGUGACGAGCAUGCGGUUCGUUGGUUUGACAUGAUCCAAAUUACUACCUACUUUAUUGAUGAGCGCAAGAACGCUGUCUUUGACCCCUCCGACUCGCGCUCUCUUGAUUGUCACCACAGUGCCAAUCUUCUCGAGCCCAGCAACGCUACCUAG
Penicillium olsonii is the source of this 2178-nucleotide messenger RNA. The record is from the annotation of a GenBank genome assembly. Lineage: Eukaryota; Fungi; Ascomycota; Eurotiomycetes; Eurotiales; Aspergillaceae.